Messenger RNA from Spizellomyces punctatus DAOM BR117, 487 nucleotides. RefSeq lists its product as uncharacterized. The transcript is spliced from 3 exons. Lineage: Eukaryota; Fungi; Chytridiomycota; Chytridiomycetes; Spizellomycetales; Spizellomycetaceae. The record is from RefSeq and is a predicted model, not a curated record. The coding region runs from base 15 to 335 and encodes 106 amino acids.
GACGAGCUCAUGGAAUGGACACUUUAUUCCAGUCAAUAGCUCUAAGCAACCCGCGAACCCCACUAUCAUCAUCCACUUCUCCAGAUUUCUCUGACCCAAUAUCAGAAGAUGAGCCCUCCCAUGUCGAGGCAUGCACUUCCGACGAGAUAGUAAAAGAAACCUACAAAGCAACCCAGAAACAAGCCGUUGAGAGUGUGAAAGCCAUUGUAGACAGUUUGGACGAUGAUGCGUGGAUGUUUGUGCGAAAUAAAGUUGUGAAACGGCGGGGUUGUGCAGGGAAACGGAAUAAGAGAAUUGGAGAGGAGAUUGCAGAGUGGUUAAGGGUUAAUCCGUAGGGAUAUUGUCCUCGGCGAGGGGAAAAAGUUUGUAGGGCACCGCAUGCACUAUGCAUCUUUUAGGCUCAGCAAGGUUUUUUGGGCCGCCACGAAGAGGCCCACUUUGCUAUAUGUACCAUAUAAUCAUAAUAGAACCUUUGCAUAAAUUGCCA